GUCGCUCAGUUUCGACAAAGAGCUCGUAGACCUCGCAAUACAUCGUUGCAUUAUCCGUUGAGCGAAGCAGCGACAAUAUUUGAUAAUAUUAGACUCAAUUUCAAGCAAUCCGAAUAUCCGAACGUUUUUAUUGUUUUAAAAAACUGCGCGGUCAUACGACAGAAAUAUGAAGUGCUUGCUAUUGACUUUUUCAUUAUUAUUUCUGAGCACGAUGGGGAUGAGUCGAAAUCAUAUGGUGGAGGACAAAGAUGCUAAGAGACAUCGUAUGAACGAUGCUAGGACGAUAAAUGCGAAGAUCUUCAAGGGUGUAACCUUUAGUUUCUCCUGCGACGGCAGACCGAGCGGUUUUUACGCGGAUAUAGAUUUCAGCUGCACGGUUUUUCACGUCUGCACUCCACAGGGUGAGAGAAUUCCGAUAUUAUGCCCCCACAAAACAUUGUUCGAUCAGAGAAUAGGAAUGUGCACGGAUGAUGAUGACGUUCCUUGCGAUCAAUCGGAGAAAUGGUACUACUUGGACAACUCGAAUUACUACAGUUACUUCAUGUUGCCUAAGAAAUACGAAGAAGUAAUACUCGACGAAAUAGAUGUGUACACAGUUAGACCGCUCGAGGAUCAUUAAAUUCCAAAGAUCUUUGUUUCACGUACCCUCGACGUCCCACCGGCAGAGAUCGCGCAUGUACCUUCCCCCUGGAUCUUGGCGGCUAUCUCCUUUGUGCUCUUGUUGCGGCCAGGUACACCUUUUUUAGCGCGCGCGCGCGCAACUGCCGUAGAACUGCAGGCGAAAAGAAAAGGAGGAGAGGAAAGAGGAGAUGCACGAAGGAGACCUUCGACGCUGGUAGUCCGGAAUAAUCUCAGAUCUAUUCUCGACCGUUCGAACCUGACUGUUCAAGGUUCUUGAAAGUUGUAGCGCCGGUACUUUCGAUAUAGAAUAUUGCAGGCAUUUGGAAGAGUGCAAGCGUCUCGUCUUGCAGUUCACCGAUUUCGAGUGCAAUCGAGACGCGAGGCUUCGCCAUUUUUUUUUCAUCCGGUCUGACGUAUCUGCGUUUUUCUCGUCGCUCAUCAAAGUGAGACAAAGGAACUCGCGUUUAUCGCAUUUAUUCCUUAUUCAGGACUGCAGGAAUAAAUGUUUUAGACUAGAGGAGAGGGUGAAAGAGAGACGGUAGAAUCAAUAUUUAACUUUUGACGCCCUUGCUGCGCUCGAGAAUUCGCUUAAUCACGCCUCGCUUAAUUGUUAUCAGCUGAUUCAGCAUUUGCGCUUUUCGCGGGUUAUGCGUUAAUAAUAGCAAUGGCAGCGUACAUAGCGUAGGAAGAAAGAAAGAGAGAGCGAGAGAGAGAGAGAGAGAGAGAGAGAGAGCGAGAGUGAAAAACAGAUAAGUCGAGCGAUAUGACGUAUCAAUUGAUGACGGGGAUGGUAUACGGUGGGAUACAGUAGCGGAUACAUGCGUGAGAGUACACAUCAUUUAUUUUCAAUCAGACAUUAAUCAGACAUCGUCAGAGAGCAUGACUGCCUUAAGAUCUAUAUGCUGAUAAUUCGAUAUUUAUAUUGCGAUACGAUCGUGCUCGACGCACGAUCGUUUAAUGCCGUGCUAAUAUUAAUAUGACCCUUAAGAAGAUACGAAGUGUCAGCCGCCACCUUAAAAAGGGAAGAGAAAUAUGGAAAAAAUCCCCAUAACAAUGAACGAAAUAAAUAUCUGCUAC
Molecule: messenger RNA, 1698 nt
Organism: Harpegnathos saltator (Jerdon's jumping ant)
Lineage: Eukaryota; Metazoa; Arthropoda; Insecta; Hymenoptera; Formicidae
Exons: 5
Coding region: 167-619 (150 amino acids)
Cellular component (GO): extracellular region
Molecular function (GO): chitin binding
Source: RefSeq, a predicted model, not a curated record